Messenger RNA from Oncorhynchus gorbuscha (pink salmon), 1293 nucleotides. RefSeq names its product cold-shock protein CS120-like. The transcript has a single exon. Bases 1 to 1293 code for a protein of 430 amino acids. NCBI's taxonomy places the organism in Eukaryota, Metazoa, Chordata, Actinopteri, Salmoniformes, Salmonidae. The record is from RefSeq and is a predicted model, not a curated record.
AUGUCAGCAGAGCAUGGGAUGGCAGCAGAGCAUGGGACGUCAGCAGAGCAUGGGAUGGCAGCAGAGCAUGGGACGGCAGCAGAGCAUGGGACAUCAGCAGAGCAUGGGACUGCAGCAGAGCAUGGGACGUCAGCAGAGCAUGGGACUGCAGCAGAGCAUGGGACGGCAGCAGAGCAUGGGACAUCAGCAGAGCAUGGGACUGCAGCAGAGCAUGGGACGUCAGCAGAGCAUGGGACUGCAGCAGAGCAUGGGACGGCAGCAGAGCAUGGGACGGCAGCAGAGCAUGGGACAUCAGCAGAGCAUGGGAUGGCAGCAGAGCAUGGGACGUUAGCAGAGCAUGGGAUGGCAGCAGAGCAUGGGACGUCAGCAGAGCAUGGGAUGGCAGCAGAGCAUGGGACGUCAGCAGAGCAUGGGAUGGCAGCAGAGCAUGGGACGUCAGCAGAUCAUGGGAUGGCAGCAGAGCAUGGGACGUCAGCAGAGCAUGGGACGUCAGCAGAGCAUGGGACGUCAGCAGAGCAUGGGAUGGCAGCAGAGCAUGGGACGUUAGCAGAGCACGGGACGUCAGCAGAGCAUGGGACUGCAGCAGAGCAUGGGAUGGCAGCAGAGCAUGGGACGGCAGCAGAGCAUGGGACGUCAGCAGAGCAUGGGAUGGCAGCAGAGCAUGGGACGUCAGCAGAGCAUGGGACUGCAGCAGAGCAUUGGGCGUCAGCAGAGCAUGGGAUGGCAGCAGAGCAUGGGACGUCAGCAGAGCAUGGGACUGCAGCAGAGCAUGGGACGUCAGCAGAGUAUGGGACGUCAGCAGAGCAUGGGAUGGCAGCAGAGCAUGGGACGUCUGCAGAGCAUGGGACGGCAGCAGAGCAUGGGACGUCAGCAGAGCAUGGGAUGGCAGCAGAGCAUGGGACUGCAGCAGAGCAUGGGACGUCAGCAGAGUAUGGGACGUCAGCAGAGCAUGGGAUGGCAGCAGAGCAUGGGACAUCAGCAGAGCAUGGGAUGGCAGCAGAGCAUGGGACUGCAGCAGAGCAUGGGACGUCAGCAGAGUAUGGGACGUCAGCAGAGCAUGGGAUGGCAGCAGAGCAUGGGACGUCUGCAGAGCAUGGGACGGCAGCAGAGCAUGGGACGUCAGCAGAGCAUGGGAUGGCAGCAGAGCAUGGGACUGCAGCAGAGCAUGGGACGUCAGCAGAGUAUGGGACGUCAGCAGAGCAUGGGAUGGCAGCAGAGCAUGGGACGUCAGCAGAGCAUGGGAUGGCAGCAGAGCAUGAGACGUCGACAGUGCAUACGAGAGGGAAUUCCUAA